Achroia grisella is the source of this 2023-nucleotide messenger RNA. Its product is annotated as TWiK family of potassium channels protein 7. NCBI's taxonomy places the organism in Eukaryota, Metazoa, Arthropoda, Insecta, Lepidoptera, Pyralidae. The transcript has 8 exons. Gene Ontology annotation, molecular function: potassium ion leak channel activity. Gene Ontology annotation, cellular component: membrane. Gene Ontology annotation, biological process: potassium ion transmembrane transport; stabilization of membrane potential. The coding region runs from base 383 to 1573 and encodes 396 amino acids. The record is from RefSeq and is a predicted model, not a curated record.
ACUUUCAGUUAUUCGCGAACAGCGCCCGAGAGAGCGUGCUCAUUGUCGUGAUGCAAACCAUUGCGGCGUUUCGUAAAACUUCGUAACUUUAUUUAGUACAAUAUGUGUAAUGUUCAGUUGUAUACAUUGUUCAAUAUUUAUAUAUUUUAGUCAGUUGUUGCAUUUUAUUUUAUAAGAUGGUUUUAUACCGCUCACGUCUUUUUAUCUUCAAUAUAUUAUUCUUAUAGACUAAAUAACCAUCGAUGUGUUAUUAUUUCUUAGUAUUGAGAAUAUUUAAUUCAACGAACGCAGUAUGACUGGAACAAAUCCAAAUAAGUGAACUUAAAUAAGAAUUAAAAAAUGGUGGAGUUAUUUAUAAAUGUGAAAAGGACCGCGUGACAAAAUGUGCAAGAACGUGAACAAUGUUGCGUGGGAGACGGAGACGCUGAUGGGGACACCGCCUGUCUCCAAAUGGGACCGAUUUUGUCCCAGGGCAGCACUCUCCCACGUGGGCCUCUUUGUUGCACUCAUGUUGUACACCGGUGGUGGAGGAUUGGUCUUUAGAGCAUUGGAAUAUCCAGCGGAACUGGAAAAACAAGAGUAUCAUCGGGAACGUUUACUAACGGAGCGAUGGAAUCUAAUAAAAUUCGUAUCUGAGUACAAUAAUAAUGGAAGCGAAAGCGGUAUGGAAAAACUGCUAAGUGAUCAGUUGGCUGUAUAUGAGAAGGUUUUAGAAGAAGCAUCUUCGAGUGGUCUGGCAUUAGAAGUCGAAAAUAAUUUCCCUCCUUCAGAAGAAAAGUGGAGUAUAUUGCAAGCAGUGUUCUUUUCAUCAACUGUGCUCACCACAAUAGGUUAUGGAAACAUAGUCCCAGAGACAUUCUGGGGCAGAUUAUUUUGUAUUGCAUACGCAUUGAUUGGAAUCCCAUUAACAUUAACAGUAAUUGCAGACUUGGGAAGAGUUUUUGCAACAGUCGUUUCUAUUAUUGCGAAACAAUUGCCCGCUAUGCCUAAAUGUUGCAAACGAGUAUCGGAGGCAAAUCCAGCGGGACAGCGAUCUCUUUAUGCUCUUGGCGCAGUGGGAUUUCUAUUCGUUUAUUUGUCUGCUGGUGCCGGCUUGUUUAAGAUGUGGGAAGACGAUUGGACUUUCUAUGAUGGAUUUUACUUUUGUUUUAUUACUAUGACUACCAUAGGAUUUGGAGAUCUUGUCCCUAAAAGGCCAAAAUAUAUGCUACUAUGCACACUUUAUAUACUUAUUGGUUUGGCGCUGACCUCAACUAUAAUAGAGUUGGUGCGAAGGCAGUAUGCGAGAUCUUGGCAACAACUACGAGCUCUGUCAGGGCCGUUAGCAGACACUCUAAGAAGACUAGGCGACGCCGGUAGAGGAGUGGAUGUGUCUGCUCUUCAUAGUGACCUUCGUAAAGUACUGACAGUGGUUACUAUGCCGCGAUUAAAUGCUGGGAAAGAUGGACUCACUGACAAGCGUCAAUUGGAAUGGGAGGCUGCUGUUGAAGCGGUCAUUAGGGAUAUCACGGCGCCGACACCAGAAAAGAAGCCGCCGAUUGUACAGAUAGUAAUAUACGAAUCAUCAGUCUAGUACCUUCAAUAAUGUAUUCAAUAGAUAAAUUGGUACUAAGACAAGCUACGUGUACCUAAACAAAAAUAGGUCUUCCUGGUACAUGUACCUUGUAAUGAGCAUUUGCCUUGAAACUAGCAAAAUAUCGAAUUGAAAUACAUAUAAAAAAUCUUUUUUUUUUAUUUCACAGAUAUAUAAGUUGCUUAAAAUAUAUUUAGAUGUAUAAAUUUCUGCACAGAUGAGAAAAUACUUUGUUGUACUUUUUGUUCGUCAAAAUAGAAUGCAUUGUGCAUGCAGGUCUGCCGUACUAGCCUGGCGAAUACAACGAGGAAUAUCUUUGAACCAACCAACCAACUUUCUUUUAUUAUGAUUAUGUUUUGUACAAAAUAUGAAUACUAAUUCAUUUCUACUCAUUAUAUAUUUCUCCUAAUUAUAGUUAAUGAAGGCAAAAUUUACUAAACUAAAUUAUCG